AUGUCUGUCUCGGAUCGCCUUUCCUUAGCUCCACGAACAACGACGUCAGACACAGUUUCGCCAGAAACACCACUAGCCACAGAUCCACCAUCUACAACGCCAGAAACAGUUACGCCAGAAACAGCACCAGCCACAGGUCCACCAUCUACAACGCCAGAAACAGUUCCACUAGGUGCAACGCUACAAACAAGUCCACCACCUACAACUCCAGAAACAGGUAAGAACCGCGCACCAACGAUACUGGAUUCGUCGUGUUCAUUGCAUAAGAGGUCUGAAGGUGGACAUGUCUCUUAUCGUCUUUGUUUAGUAUCGCCGGGAACACCGCGGGACACAGAUCCACCAUCUACGACGCCAGAAACAGUUUCGCCAGAAACACCACUAGCCACAGGUAAGAAUUCCAUUACUGUUGCAUCAUUGCUUAAGGGUUCUGCAUAUGACAUGUGCCAGGGUGGAAGAUAUGCGUACUCACUUAAAUGGGCGACUAACAGGAAAGAGCAGAAAAGACAUUUAAACAUUAUCUUGAAAUUGAACAGUAGGUUAAUCUGACAACACGCCCUGCGGCCUUCAGCCACGCAUUCACGUCAUGGAGAAGUAACGAGCACGAGAUGUUAGACGGUCGAACCGUAAAACUGGCUAGGGCUUUAAAAUAUACUUUGUUAGGUCGUUUAUUCAUUUCGCUGUUUCCAAUCCCCAUAGUAAGAGAGGCACUAUAUAUGAAAAUAUAUUAACGCAUUUGAGGAUGAUUUGAGCAAUUAUUCUAAAUAGACACAGGUUAGAACUCAAUUACUGUUGGAUCAUUGCUUAAGAGCUUUGCUAGUGACGCUGGCUAACAUUUUUGGAAAUUUGACACCACGACUACACUCUAAAAAAAAAGCGUCGUUUACUAAACCCAAAAGGGAUUUAGCAAAAUGCAAUGACACGCUACCGCUUCAAAAGUUUAGUAAAAAACCCUUUUAGGGUUUAGUACGCUUACUAAACCUGAAAGCGGUAGCGUGUCAUUG
This is a messenger RNA of Didymodactylos carnosus, 1001 nucleotides long. The record is from the annotation of a GenBank genome assembly. NCBI's taxonomy places the organism in Eukaryota, Metazoa, Rotifera, Eurotatoria, Philodinida, Philodinidae.